This is a messenger RNA of Eurypyga helias (sunbittern), 1138 nucleotides long. RefSeq names its product eukaryotic translation initiation factor 4E family member 2 (gene EIF4E2). Gene Ontology annotation, molecular function: RNA 7-methylguanosine cap binding; translation initiation factor activity. The annotation marks the transcript as partial. Gene Ontology annotation, cellular component: cytoplasm; eukaryotic translation initiation factor 4F complex. The transcript is spliced from 6 exons. Lineage: Eukaryota; Metazoa; Chordata; Aves; Eurypygiformes; Eurypygidae. Gene Ontology annotation, biological process: translational initiation. The record is from RefSeq and is a predicted model, not a curated record.
AUUGAAAGAUGAUGAUAGUGGAGACCAUGACCAGAACGAGGAGAAUAACACACAGAAAGACAGUGAGAAGGAAAAGAACGACCGGGAGAAACCCCAGAGUACUACCAAGAGGAAGGCUGUUGUUCCAGGGCCGGCGGAGCACCCCUUGCAGUAUAAUUACACCUUCUGGUACUCCAGACGAACCCCCGGGAGGCCUACCAGCUCACAGAGUUAUGAGCAGAACAUCAAACAGAUUGGCACCUUUGCCUCCGUGGAGCAGUUCUGGCGGUUUUACAGUCACAUGGUACGUCCUGGGGACCUGACAGGCCAUAGUGACUUCCAUCUUUUCAAAGAAGGGAUCAAACCCAUGUGGGAGGAUGAUGCCAACAAAAAUGGUGGUAAAUGGAUUAUCCGUCUGCGAAAGGGCUUAGCGUCACGGUGCUGGGAGAAUCUCAUUCUGGCAAUGUUGGGAGAACAGUUUAUGGUGGGGGAAGAAAUCUGCGGGGCAGUUGUCUCUGUCCGAUUCCAGGAGGAUAUUAUCUCGAUAUGGAACAAGACCGCCAGCGACCAGGCCACGACAGCCCGGAUACGCGAUACGUUACGAAGGGUGCUCAACCUACCUCCCAACACCAUCAUGGAAUACAAAACGCACACCGACAGCAUCAAGGAUAAUUCAAGCUUUCGAAACACAAAAAUCACCUUGUGAGAACAAGAGUUGGCACUUAAGCUCCUCUCUGCGUGUAGAAAGCACUGAGAGGUCUCCAGCGGUGCCCUCCGACCUGUGAAGGGACUCAUGGGGCACUCUCCCGCACUCCUCCUAGGAGGAAGGAUCCACCUGAAACCCUCCAGCAGCGGUGACAAUAGAGGCUGAUUUUGUCAUACAGAAAUGUUUCUUUUUUUUAGCAGAGGGGUGGGAGGCCAAUCUGUCAGUUAGCAGCGUGCCCUUGGGGCCGCACCUUGCAGCACUUUCCUCUCUUUCUCUACACGGCGUGCAGGAUCUCCGGGAUUCUGCCUCCAAUGUCAGAGCCUUUUGCUGAGGGAUACCAGUAUUAAAUCUCUCUGCAGCUGGGAGGAGCUUCCCAGUUGAGAGUCAGCCCUAUGGUUUUCAAAUGCCCGCCCUUUCAGCUCUGCCAAUAAAUUAUUGGGUCUCUUUGUUUCU